AUGCCAAAAGGCGGGAGCUGUGCAAUGCUGCCAGUGACAGCUGGAGUCGCUGAUGAUUUGAGUCGACUUCUUCGCGUAUUCAUUGCUGGUCGAAAAUAUCAGCACGCAGACUUCAAGGAACUUUUCAAAAGAAUGAAUAUGGUCACGAUUUUCAAUGGAAGAGAUUAUUCAGCGGAGAUUAUUGAGGUAAGGGCAAUUUCAAAGAAAUUUCCAGCAAAAAAUCUUUUUUUUCAGUUCAACGAAUCACUUCUCGCAGAAUGUGUUGUGUAUUUGGAGCCAUAUUCUUCGCCACAAGUUAAAAGAUGUUUUGAAGAGCGGCUUUUUGGUUUAUACACAAUUCACACUUUCUUUUAUCUCCAACAAAUGGACCAUGUUAUGAAAAUUCGUAUGGAUCCAGAUAUUUAUCAACAUUUCAAUUGUUUUGUUGAACAAUGUCGAAUUGAGGGAUAUUUAGAUGCUUUUGCAUGUGGAGCACAAUUGAAAAGGGAUAAGGCUUUUAAAAUUGUGGCUUUUGUUGGAUAUGUGAGUGCCUGAACCUGGAAAUUUCCCCAAUUUUUUGAAAAUUGGGCAAAUUUUCAGGUUCUGGCGCAGCAAAAUCUAUUUCUUCAAUAAAAUCUGGUUGAACCUGGAAAAUUCCCCAGUUUCUCAGGAAAUCGGGGAACUUUUCAGGUUCAGGAACCUGGAAUUUUGCCAAUUUUUCAAAGAUUGGCAAAGUUCGGGGUUCUCGAAAAAAUCAAUAAAUCAAGAAAAACUGCCUGAACCUGAAAAUUUCCCCAAUUUUUCGUUAAAAAUGAAAAAUUGUGGAAAUUUCCGGGUUCUCGCGCAGGGAAAUCUAUCGCCAAUUUUUAAUUUUGAUUAAGAAAAAUGCCUGAACCUGGAAAAUUUCCCAAUUUUUCGUCCAAAACGAAAAAUUGUGGAAAUUUUUGGGUUCUCGCGCAGGGAAAUCUAUCGCCAAUUUUUAAUUUUUAUUAAGAAAAAUGCCUGAACCUGGAAAUUUCCUCAAUUUUUUAUUAAAAACGAAAAAUUGUGGAAAUUUCCGGGUUCUCGCGCAGGGAAAUCUAUCGUCAAUUUUUAAUUUUGAUUAAGAAAAAUGCCUGAACCUGGAAAUUUCCCCAAUUUUUCUUUAAAAAUGAAAAAUUGUGGAAUUUUCCGGGUUCUCGCGCAGGGAAAUCUAUCGCCAAUUUUUAAUUUUGCUAAAAAUUGUAAAGAAAAAUGCCUGAACCUGGAAAAUUCCCCGAUUUUUCGUUAAAAAUGAAAAAUUGUGGAAAUUUCCGGGUUCUCGCGCAGGGAAACCUAUCGUCAAUUUUUAAUUUUGAUUGAGAAAAAUGCCUGAACCUGGAAAAUUCCCCAAUUUUUGAUUAAAAACGAAAAAUUGUGGAAUUUUCCGGGUUCUCGCGCAGGGAAAUCUAUCGCCAAUUUUUUCUCUCAAAAAUCAAUAUUUUCAGCACGAUCCAGUCUACCACCGUAAUUUCGACACUGAAACAAAUCUCAAAAAACUGCCAGCCGCCGUAAAUCUCGAUGUUCCUUUUGCGAAUCUUCGAAAUCUUCUGAAAACCGAUAAUUUUCUUCUUUUGGAUGCGAUGCAUGAGAAAUAUGUGAAAAUGAAACGAGAUUUGGGUGUAAAAUUCGAUGGACCUUUGGAAAAUCCGGUUAGAUUUAUGGAAAAAGAUUUGGAGAAGUUAGAAGAUGAAUAUUAUGAGAAAAAUCGAGUUAAGGAUAUUGUUGAGGUAAGGAGGAAAGUGCGCCCCACUGAAAUAUCGAUUUUCCAACUAAAACCCGAAAAAUAGCAAAUGCGCUCUAUUGAAAUAUCAAUUUUCCCUUAAAAAGUCAAAAUUUUUCUUUAAAAUGCAAAUGCGCCCCACUGAAAUAUCGUUUUUUCAAUGAGAAUUCAAAUUUUCCCAAGAAAAUGCAAAUGCGCCCCAUUGAAAUAUCGAUUUUCCAUGAAAAAUUCAAAUUUUCACAAGAAAUUGCAAAUGCGCUCUAUUGAAAUAUCGAUUUUUCUUUCCAGGAACCCGCCGCAGUCCCCGAAUCAAAUCGCAAUAGAUUGGAUAUCAAACAUCAAGCCUAUACAUCAGAUGUGAACUUCUCGAGGACAAGAAGACAUCGAAAUGCGCAGGGUAAGAGAAAUAUUGAUUUUUUGGCUAGAAAAUCGAUAAUUUUGAGCUAAAAUUCAUGAAAAAUCAAUAAAUUUUUGCAGCCGUCCACAAUCCUUCACAAAUGUUCGAUUUCAUCAAUAAUAACGAAAAUCCGGCGAAAAAAUUGAAAAAAUCUGAAACUUUGAUGGAUUUGGCUGCUGAAAAUGAUGAAAAACCCGAAAUUCCGGCUGAAAAACCGAAAAAAUCACGAAAAGCUGAAAUUUCAGCCAAGAAAUCGAAAAAAGCUCAAAAUAUAGAUGAAAAACCGGAAAUUGAUGAUUGGCCUGUGAUUCCACCGGAAAGUCCGAGAAGAUCUUCGAGAAUUGCUGGAAUUUCUGCGAAAUCCAGAAUCUGAAAAAAUCGAUGAAAAACCUGAAAUUCAACCAGAAAUUGCUGGAAAAACUGUAAAAGCUCAAAAAUCUGCUGAAAAACGUCAAAAAUCAUCUGGAAAUUCGAAAAUUUCACGAAAAUCUGCUCCAGAAGCUGAAAAAGCUCGAAAACCUAUUGGAAGACCAAAAAAAUCUGUUAGAGCUCAAAAAUCCACUCCAGAGCCUGAAAUUCACGAAGAGAAGCCUGAAAAUGCUGAAAAUUCAUCAAAAUCCACCCCAGAAGCUGAAAUUCAACCUAAAAAUGCUGAAAAUUCAUCAAAAUCCACCCCAGAAGCUGAAAAUGUGGUCAAAAAGGUUGGAAGACCAAGAUCGAAAUCUGUAAGAGCUCCAGAAUCUGCUCCAGAGCCUGAAAUUGCACCAGAAGCUGAAAAUUGUGAAGUCAAACUCGAAAUAUCUGAAAAUCCACAAAAAUUGGCUGAAAAUGUUGUAGAAGUGAAACUGGAAAUUGAGGAAGCGGAAUUUUCGAAUUUUGAAGUCAAAAUGGAAAUUGAGGAAAAUGAAGAAGCUGAAUAUCCGGGAAUUUUGAAAAAAGUGAGUUUUUUGAGCUGAAAAUUUGUGAUUUUCAGAUUUUUUUGGUUUAGAAAAUGUAAAAUUAUCUGAAAAUUUGAAAUUUUCAGAUUUUUUGGGUCUGGAAAGUUCUGAAAUUUUUAUUUCUACUGAAAGUACUGAAAUUCAUAAUUUUCAGCUUAAAAUUCAAAGUUUUUAGCUGAAAAUUUGAAAUUUUCAGAUUUUUUGGGUCUAGAAAAUGUGAAAUUGUCUGAAAGUUUGAAAAUUUAAGAUUUUCAGCUUAAAAUUCAAAGUUUUUAGCUGAAAAUUCAAAGUUUUCAGAUUUUUUGGUCUAGAAAGUUCUGAAAUUUUUAUUUCUACUGAAAGUACUGAAAUUCAUUGUUUUCAGCUCAAAAUUCAAGGUUUUUGGCUGAAAAUUAGAAAAUUUUAGAUUAUUUUCUGGUCUAGAAAAUGUAAAAUUAUCUGAAAAUUCGAAAAUUUCAGAUUUUUUGGGUCGGGAAAGUUCUGAAAUUUUUAUUUCUACUGAAAGUACUUAAAUUCAUAAUUUUCAGCUCAAAAUUCAAAGUUUUUGGCUGAAAAUUCUGAAAUUUUCAGAUUUUUUGGGUCUGGAAAGUUCUAAGAUUUCAAUUUCUUUUGAAAAUCCUGAAAUUCAUGAUUUUCAGUUCAAAAUUCAAGGUUUUUAGCUGAAAUUUUGAAAUUUUCAGAUUUUUUGGGUCUAGAAAAUGUAAAAUUAUCUGACAAUUCGAAAAUUUUAGAUUUUCAGCUCAAAAAUUCAAAGUUUUUGGCUGAAAAUUUGAAAUUUUCAGAUUUUUUUGGUUCUAGAAAGCUGUAAAAUUGUCUGAAAAUUCAAAAAUUUCACAAAUUCGCAUUAUUUUUACUCAAAAAUCUUGUUUUUGGCCUGAAUUUCAUGAUUUCCAGCAUUUUUGUGUCUGAAAAUCUCAAAAAAUCAAUAAUUUGUAUUCCAGACUCCAUCUUCUCUUAUUCGAAUCCCAAAAAUUCAAAGUCGACGAAAAAGUGUGCAAUUUGCUGCUGAAAUGACUGAAAUUCGAGAAUUUACGCCAACUCGUGAGAAUUUUCGAAUUUUUGACUGAAAAUCUGAAAUUUAUCGAUUUUUUCCAGCUCAACUUUCACCCGAAUAUGCUCAAAAUGAUGAUUGGGAUUUUGAUGAAUUUUCAGCUGAAAAUUUUCCAGAAAUUGCUCCAAAUCCAGCAGAAGAAGCUGAAAAUGAUUCAGAUUCUGAUGAAAAUCCACAAGAUGCUGAAAUUGGACUGAAAAUUGAUGAAUUGAGAGGUAUUUUUGAGAAAAAACCUGAAAAUUUGGCUGAAAAAUCGAUAAUUUCAAUUUCAGUUCCAAAAAUCGAAGAAGAAUCACCAGAAGCUGCUCCAAUUGGUCGUUUUCGAUCAAAUUCAGAAUUAAAUGAUUGGAUGGAAGAUGACUCAGAUUAG
This is a messenger RNA of Caenorhabditis angaria, 4476 nucleotides long. The record is from the annotation of a GenBank genome assembly. NCBI's taxonomy places the organism in Eukaryota, Metazoa, Nematoda, Chromadorea, Rhabditida, Rhabditidae.